This is a messenger RNA of Sitophilus oryzae (rice weevil), 3005 nucleotides long. RefSeq names its product actin-binding protein IPP. The transcript is spliced from 8 exons. NCBI's taxonomy places the organism in Eukaryota, Metazoa, Arthropoda, Insecta, Coleoptera, Curculionidae. Bases 94 to 1875 code for a protein of 593 amino acids. Gene Ontology annotation, molecular function: protein binding. The record is from RefSeq and is a predicted model, not a curated record.
UUGGCAACACUGGUCAUAAACAAUCACAAAAAUCCUUGCACAAAAAUCAAGGUUAUACAAAUAUAGAAUAAAAGAUUUGUUUUUCUCGACGAAAUGGCUCCUUCAAAACCACUGAAAUUGAAAAACGAGAUUCCAUCUAAUAAUAAAAAAAAUAAAUUCUUAUCCAUCGAGUCAGAUGACAUAAGUUAUAGUUUUGCUGCUAGGCUUCUUGGGAAUUUAAAUUUGUUAAGGAGAGAUAAAUUGUUUUGUGAUAUCGACAUAAAAAUAGGAAAUGAAGUAUUUAGUGUUCACAAGGCAAUACUAACAGCAAGUAGUCCGUAUUUCCAUGCAAUGUUUACAGGUGGUUUAUGUGAAAAAGAUCAAAAUUGUGUUGAAUUACAUGGUGUUUUUCCAAAGACUUUUGAGUUUAUCCUUGAAUUUAUGUAUACAGGAACAGUAGUUGUAGAUAAAAAUAAUGUCGAAGAUCUUGUAAUUGCUGCAGAUAUGUUUGAAAUUAUAGAAAUAAUUACAAAAUGUUCCUACUUUUUGAUUGAUCAACUACAUGAAACUAAUGCCAUUGGAAUAUACUUGUUUGCAAGAGACCAUAAUAUAUUAGAACUCAAAGUCUCUGCUAUAAGAUAUAUAGAAGAGCAUUUUCCAAAAGUUAUUAAGGAAGAAGAAAUUUAUGAACUGGAAAAAGACACCUUUAUCAACUUUUUAUGCUCAGAAUAUUUAAAAAUAGAUUCUGAAUGUGAAAUGUUUGAAGCUGCCAUCAAGUGGAUUAAGCAUGAUAUUGCAAACCGAAAACCAUAUGUAUUUGACAUAUUGAAGAAAGUUAGAUUACCAUUGAUAUCAUUUACAUUUCUUGAGAGAGCCAUUAAUGAAUGUCCAGAUAGCAGUUUGAAGGUGGCUCUUAAAUCAGUAUAUAGUGAUAUGAUAAAUCAAAAGGGUUGUUUAGUCCCAUUGAAUGCAAAACCAAGAAAAUGUGCUAAAAAGGAUAUUUAUGUUAUUGGUGGAUCAAAACGGGAACUUCAUAGUGUAUGGGAUAGAGGUCUUGAAAUGCAUUAUGUAUCUAUUGAAAAGUUUAAUACCUUUACAAGAAAAUGGGCAAAGGUACCUGAUAUGAGAGUGAAUCGUUUAGUCCCUGGUGUAGCAUCUUUAAAUGGUUACAUAUAUGUCGUGGGUGGCGAGGAGGGUUCAAAUAUUCUUUCUAGUUGUGAGAGAUAUGACCCAGAAACAAAAACCUGGACACAAGUGGCUAGUAUGGUAAUACCUAGAUGUGAAUUUGGUUUAUGUGCUUUAGAUGGUUAUUUGUAUGCUAUGGGUGGUUGGGUUGGUAGAGAUAUAAUUGAUUCCAUUGAAAGAUAUGAUCCCAGAGUUGACAAGUGGGAAGUGGUUGGCUCUUUGUCAGAAUCUAGAUUUAGUAUGGGAUUGGUCUCUUAUGAAGGUUUAAUUUAUAUGGUUGGUGGCUCUUCCUUAACCCAAAGGAAUAUGCAAGAUUUGAUGAGGUACAAUCCUGUGAGUGGUAAAUGGCAAAAGCUACCAUCAAUGUCAAUAGCUCGCUUUCAAAUGGGUGUUGCAGUUCUAGAUGAUUACUUAUAUGUUGUUGGAGGAACAUGUAGACAACAAGUACUGAGUUCAGUUGAGAGAUAUUCAUUUAAGAAGAACAUGUGGGAGAUAGUGCAAUCUAUGACUCUAGAGAGAAGUGGUCCUGCAGUCUCAGCAAUAGAUGGAUAUUUAUAUGUUAUAGGUGGUGCCAAGGUUCACGCUACACCAUUUUACAGAGCUCAGUGUACAAUUUCUGAUGUAGAAUGUUUCAACCCUUAUAAUAAUAGUUGGUCUGUUUGUCCACCUUUAUCUGAAACUAGAGCAGAAGCUGGUGCUGUAGUUAUAUGAUCCCUUCAUCUUGCGUUUUUUCCCAAAAAAAUAGAAAUUAGAGGAUAUCAUGGUCAAAAUUUAUUGAAGUUUUGUGUGAAUUAACAUUGAAUCUCAUAGUGACUUUUUUAAGAAACUACUUUUUAUUUUUAGACUUUAAAAGAUACAUUUAAUAAUUUAGUGUCUAUUAUAAAUAUGUUAAUCUAAUUAGUAUGAGACUAAGUUCUACUACCUAUAUUACUAAGGUUACACUACCUAUAUUAUACUAACUAUAUUACUAAGAGCUCGCCUGAACAGAAAAAUAUCAUUUGAACUUGGGAAAAAUGUUAGUUACCAAUCCUCAGGGUUUUCUCUGGACACUACGGUUUCUGGUUUAAUCUCCGGGUCUCGGGAUUAUCACCUGGAUUGUCCGGGUAGAACGAUAACUAGCUUACAAGGAUUUUUUGUUAGACGAGUGAAUAGGCGGUGGUGAGCGACACUAGGUGAGAUGCGUUUUUGUAUUUAAAUUGUUGCUUAAUAAUGAAGAAGUAAAAUUAAUUUUGUUACUUUUUUAACCAGUGUAUUCAAUCAGUUUGAAGGAAUGACUGUAUUCAAAAGAAACAUAUUAAAUGAGUUAAAUUUUGAAGUUAAUUUAAAAUGUUUUUAAAACAUUUAAGAAGUUUCUGAGUGAAAAUAACUUUAUUUCAAACAACAAAAUUUAAUAAUACUGACAAAGGCUUUAAAAGCAUAAAGUUGAUUUGUAUGUGUUACAACGCCUUUUAUAUGAAAUUAAUAAAAUGAUGUAAAAAAUCUAGUUUCGGAUGAAAUUCUUGUAUUUAUCUAAAUCAUAAUGAAAAAGUUCUAGAAUCUUCUUAGGAAUGUUUAGAAAAAGUGUUGUAAACGAUUUAUUAUAAAAUAAUAUAAAAUUAUUAAUAGAACAAUGUUAUCUUAAUGCGUAGAAUAUAUCUUCUCCCCUCUUAGACAGAAACAUAUAGGUACUUUAGUUCUGUUUACGUAAAUAAUAUUAAUUUAAAUUUCAAUUAUCUAACAUAAUUAAAUAAAAGUUAGACAAGAGUUAGUUAUAUCCUUUACAAAAAUAAAUAAAUAAAUCAUUAUUAAAUUCAAAUAUAAUUUCAUUAAAUAUGAGCUAUUAAUUUGUAACAAUUUCUUAA